Neodiprion virginianus is the source of this 2490-nucleotide messenger RNA. RefSeq lists its product as uncharacterized. The transcript has 4 exons. NCBI's taxonomy places the organism in Eukaryota, Metazoa, Arthropoda, Insecta, Hymenoptera, Diprionidae. The record is from RefSeq and is a predicted model, not a curated record. Bases 476 to 1429 code for a protein of 317 amino acids.
UGUAGAUAUACGUAUACGACGUCGCUUGGUCGGCCAUUGCUUGUAAGUUGCAGCUCGUCCUCUCACGAGUUGUGCUUUGAAGUAUUAUUAUAUUGUUCGCAAUUAUGGGUGUUCUCGUUGUUAAAAAAUCGACCACAUGCAGAAAAAGUAGGAUCAGUAGAAUGGUGGUAGGGUCGUAUUCUUAGGUAUAGAACACUUUUUUCUAUACAUUCCGGUACUGAAGCCAUCAAAGGCACAUUUGUACACAAAUCAAUUUGUACACCACCGUGUCUCGUUCACGAGAAAAGCUUUCUGAAAAAAUACAAUAAGAAUCACUUCAGCUAGAUCUCUACAGUUACAGUGACUAAGAAACAGUUCGACUAGUUUACCGUCUAAGCCACGUAUUACUUUCAUAGUAAUUUCUUUACAUCGACUUGUUUUCUUUUCUUAAACAAAAACCAAAUUCGACAAAAUUUUGCGGAUAAUAUACACCACCAUGGGCUCAUCAAGCCAACCAGACCGUUCUCUUGGAGGAGGGUUAUCCUUGCCGCAGUGGAUGAAGAACAAAAUGGAUGUAAGAUUUGACUUCGACGAAUCUGCCUUCAGUCCACCUAGUUACGACGACAGCUUCUUUUACGUACGGUAUCCUAAAAAGGAAGAGAAAAAGCCUGCAGAGGAGGGAUUCACAGCUAUUAGCCAGGUUCUUAACGAAAAUAAAUCCAUCACGGCGGCCACACAGGUGACAUCAUCUCAACCUCAACCUCCUGACUUCAAGGAGGUCAAGGAAAUUGAUUUUAGCAAACACCCGUUGCCUUGCCAACCCUUUAUACCAAAUGCUGCACAGAAAGAACCAAAACCACCGAAGUCAACUUAUGUUGGGAAAGUGAAAUCUCAGGGUAUCGACGAUGGUUUUCAUGGUCAGUCAGCACUCUGCGGUAAAUCGAUUGUCCACGUAGCUAAUCAAAUGAUGUCAGGAAAAGUGACCAAGGGUUUUUCCAUCGAAACGAAUCAGAUUCAAGAAUCUGCACAAUGUUCAUCGAGAAAAGAAAGCAAAUCCUUGCCUGCUACUCCGCUGACGUCGCCCGCAUCGACACCCGAUAAUUCUCCCAAGCAACGACGAAAGUUGAUGCAAUCAAAUCGCUUUUUCACUGGAGCGUACCUGCCUGACAAGGAGAAAUAUCAGGGAGGCUGGAUUCUGGCUAGCAUCUUGGGUCAACAGCGAGAAACUGUAGUCACUAAAAUCGAGGAAGAAGAUGAAUCAGAAGACGUCGCUUCACCAACCCUGAGAAAUCUUAAUCGUAAGAAGUCAAUCUCGUCGCAGAACCUGACGUAUAUACCGAAAACCGACACUGCCGCGCCAUCGAGUAACAAAAACGUUUACACAAAUGUAUUUCAAGCAAAACCUUCAGAGUUGAGAGAAAUGAAUUUUUGGUCCCCAACGUCAAUGUAAAUCUAUUUUCUUCUCACUUAUUUAUCUGCACAUUUCUAAAUCAUAUCCACAUUGAUAGACAUGUAUAUGUAUCAAGAGCUGUUCAGUGAUAAUUAGUGUUCCUUGGAUCAGACUUUCGUAAAGAAGUUUUUCAUGUAUUUUAUCUCCAUUUUUGUCGAUUUUUCAUUGCUCCCGAGUGUAACAGCUUUGCAAUAAAGACAAAACUCAUCACUUCUGUAUUUCUGGCUGUACAGAAAAAAUUAUAUGAACUGUUAAUUUCCAUAAUUCAUCAUUGUCGCGCGUUUUUUUUUUUUUUCGUACAGCGAUCAUCAUGAUUAAUGGAUUUAACGAUAUGAUCGGAACCAAAUUUUCGACAUUUUCAAUUAAUUUGUUAGGCGCAGCACUCUCCAGUGUUUGCAUUUUCCGUUCUUGUUCCAUCUAUUUCGUAUCAUUAUUAUUUGUAGCUUUUUUGGCUCUAAUCUAAUACACUGAAAUUUGGAUAUAUUAUAAUAAUAUCUCUGAAAUAUUUCUGAUUGUAUUUUGUCACACGUUUAAUGAAUAUACUUAUAUCAGUAUAUAAUGGUACAUAAGCUUAAAAUUUUUCGUCAACACUCGUACGACCUCGAGGUCAAGGUCACGCUGACAUUUCAGAUUUUUUUUUUUUUUUAUUUUCAUUGAGAAAACGAUUUUUUUCUAACAGUUUGACAAUAAUAGAAAGUAUUUAUUUUUUUUUUUAUUCCGAUAAAAUUUUAGCUCCUGUUGACGGGUUUGAGCUACAAUUUGUGUGCCAUGUGUAUAGUAUAAAACUUAGAUGAAGAAGCAUAAGAAGAGUUAACAGUUAAUUUUUAAACCACAUUAAAGUACAAAUUCUAUAUUCAUUGAAAUUCAAGUUUCGACCAAAUUGAAAGCAGAAUUGCAAUCGUAGUAAAACGCAUUUUUAAAGAUGCACUCAGACAAAAAUAAUCGAUAAUGAAAACAAGUAAGAAAAAAAAUAGAAUAAAGACAAAUGAGUAAUUAAAAAAUUUUCUCUAAAAAAAAAAAACAAACGGCGUAUAUUUUUUGCUCUUUAUAUUAAACGGCAA